Molecule: messenger RNA, 2298 nt
Organism: Pecten maximus
Lineage: Eukaryota; Metazoa; Mollusca; Bivalvia; Pectinida; Pectinidae
Product: monocarboxylate transporter 9-like
Exons: 6
Coding region: 715-1470 (251 amino acids)
Biological process (GO): transmembrane transport; monocarboxylic acid transport
Molecular function (GO): monocarboxylic acid transmembrane transporter activity
Source: RefSeq, a predicted model, not a curated record
CUGCUGGUGAUAUUUGUGAGCAGUUCACAGCCAUUUCUGGUAGCUUCAUAUGUUAUCAACAAAUCCUAAAUGCGAUUACCAACAGACUUCGCUGAGGACACUCCUGCUGUGUAACAUAUGGACAUGGGAUGGCGUUGACGAGGCCGGAUCAAGGAUGGGCAUGGGUCGUCCUGGUCGCUGCUUGUGUAAUACAGGGCUUGCAAAGCGGAAUCAACUAUACGGUCGGAGUAACCCAAGUAGCCCUACUCGAGAGGUUCCACAAUAGUGUGACUUACACAUCGUGGGCAAAUGGAAUCUUCAUAUUUUUUAUAUCCUCUGCUGGUGUGGUUGGUAGCGCCAUCAUCAACCGAUAUAGUUGCCGCACAGCAUUGGUGGUGGGUUCCGUGGUGAUGACGUCAGGUCUGGUCGCAAGUGCUCUCGUAGAAUCUAUAGAGCUUAUCUUAGUCACGUACGGCGUAAUCGCAGGUGUGGGCUCUGGAAUAGUGUACACUGCCCAGUCGGUGGCUGUGGGUUUAAACUUUGAAAAGAAAAGGAGCAUGGCCACGGGUAUAGCAUCAUUCGGGGCCGGGAUUUGGUAUCUUUAUUUUCCCUCCAUUAUUUCAACUAGCACGCGAAACAUAUGGAAACAAAGGCUUCUUUUUUAUUCAAGCGUCAGUUGCUGCCAACAUCUGUGUUUUUGGAUCACUGUGUUUUCCAACGACAUUUGAAAGAAAGAUGUCGGCGUAUGCUGCACAUUCCUCAAACGAGUACCUUUCAAAAGCAAAGCGUGCUUGUAACCGAUUUCAGUUGCUUUGCCAUGUGCCGUUUCUAUUAAUUUGUGUGAGUUUGCUAACAAGUCAUCUCGGAAUUUCUAUGAUAUAUGUGCAUCUGACAAAUUAUUCAAUAUCAAAGGGUUCCACUGAUAUUCAAGCGUCGCUUCUAACUUCAGUUAUUGGUAUAACGGGUUCUCUUGGAAGACUUUUCGUCGGACUAAUGGGAAAUGUUGCGGAAAUAUCUAACAUGGUGCUGUAUUUUGGCACAUAUGGAAUAGUAGGUAUAGCAACAGUACUUUUACAACUGUAUGUUACUACGUAUACUGGACAGAUGAUUUAUUCUAUUGUGUUUGGAACUUAUUGCGGUUGUUGCUAUGUUUUACUGAAUACAAUUACUCCCGAACUAUUGGGAAUCGAUAACCUAGCAUCAGCCUUUGGAUUCGAGAUGUUCUUCGCUGGAGCAGGAAGUUUAAUAGGUGUGGUAUUAGCAGGUGUCGUCGUUGAUAGUGGAGGGACAUACGAAACUGCAUUCACGAUGGCUGGUGUGUCCAUCCUCGUGGCCGCAGUUUUGGUACUAGCCGCUGAUGCUUUCCGAAAUGUGAGUAACCCGAGACAGAAAAUAACCACAAGGGAGGAAGAAGCCUUGAAUGCUGACGGCACGAACUAUACCUCUGAACUUGAUGUUCCUUCUGUCCUCCCAACGCGCCCAUGCCGUUAAAACCGUAAUUGUAAUUUAUGUUUCGUACCCUAUCGUUGUUAUUAUCCCGUAAACACCUAAGCUAUAGCAAAGUUUUUUUAUUCAAACACAGAUUAGAUUAUAAGUUUAAUGUGUCCCAGCUCAGGGAUUAGCAUUGUGUUGUUUCUACCUUGGUUCGCCAUUUUUGUCACAGAAACAAUGAUUGGUGAACGAUUGGCUUGAUUCAGUAAACCAUUUCAUUUGUGAACCGGAUAUAACGCAUGAGGGCAGGCUACAAAUUGGCCUGUGCUACCUAUGUCCAUUGUUAUACGAGGGCUGGUUGAUAAGUAUUUAGCCUCGUAUUGAAGGAGGACUCAAGACUAUUCUUUUAAAGUCCUACUAUUAGUAACUAGGGCUGUGUAUCCAAGAACUGAUCUCAUUUGAAUAGUUUAUAUCGACGAGGUAGCACUCUAAAGAAAACAAGACAAGCGGCUAUUGCAAAAUGGACAAAAUCGGCUAGGGUUAGGGUAAAGAGUCCGUCAUUGUCAUGGCUGCCAUUCCCGAUUGUGGCAAUAACUUGAUUGAGCAACCGCCUUAUUCAUCUGCUCUCCCUCCAUAAGACUUUCACCUAUUUCCAAACUUGAAAACAACUAUUUCAAGCACUUAACCCUAACCCAAAAAUGCAGUGGAUGACUAUCUGAACAGCCAAGAAAAGGAGUUAAAAACCGCUGGCAAAACUGUAUAGAAACUGAAGGGGAUUUUGUUGAAAACUAAUAUACAAUGUGUGGCAAAAUUCAAAUCCUUCAAUACAUGGCUAACAACUUAUCAAACAGCCCUCGUAUAAAGAUAAUAAACAUACUUUUUUCCUUA